This is a messenger RNA of Phacochoerus africanus (Common warthog), 2844 nucleotides long. RefSeq names its product transcription factor SPT20 homolog. The transcript is spliced from 2 exons. Gene Ontology annotation, molecular function: transcription coregulator activity. Gene Ontology annotation, cellular component: SAGA complex. Lineage: Eukaryota; Metazoa; Chordata; Mammalia; Artiodactyla; Suidae. Gene Ontology annotation, biological process: regulation of transcription by RNA polymerase II. The coding region runs from base 1 to 2844 and encodes 947 amino acids. The record is from RefSeq and is a predicted model, not a curated record.
AUGGAUUCCCAAAAACGGUUUUGUGCUUAUCUUGUCAAACUGAAGCGGCAUGACAAAGACACCUGGCCGGACACACCAGAAGGAAGCACAGAUGCGAGAACAGGAAGGCCCCCGUUUUGUACCACAAUGCAACGAGCUCGAGCUCUAGAACAAGCUUUGGAUCAUGCGGAGCAUGUCAUUGAAAGUGCCCAACAGAGACCUCCGAAAAGGAAAUACUCAUCUAGUGGGAAGCCGUCACUCCAUGAAAAACUUUAUGAUAUUUAUGUUGAAGAAUGUGAAAAAGAGCCUGAGGUUACAGAGGAAUUAAAAAGCAAUGUGAACCUGUUAGAAAAGCUUGUUAGGAGAGAGUCCUUGCCUUGUUUGGUGGUCAACUUGUACCCAGGGAAUGAGGGCUAUUCGUUGAUGCUCAAGGGAAAAAAUGGAUCCUAUUCGGAGAGCAUUCAACUGCCUUAUGAAGAAAGGGAAUUGCUCGAAUACUUGGAUGCAGAAGAAUUACCUCCAGCUUUGGUGGAUCUCCUGGAAAAGUCUCCCGUUAACUUUUUUCACCGUGGGUGUGUCAUAGCAGAAAUACGGGACUAUAGGCAGUCCAGUGGAAUGGAACCUCCUGGCUACCAAAGCAGGCAUAUUCUCUUACGUCCCACGAUGCAGACUUUAGUCUGUGAUGUACAGGCCAUAACCAGUGAUAACCAGAAUUGGACCCAGGAGGACAAACUUUUGCUUGAGAGCCAGCUGAUCUUAGCUACAGCUGAACCCCUGUGUCUAGACCCUUCUGUAUCAGUAGCCUGCACUGAAAACAGGUUGCUCUAUAACAAGCAAAAGAUGAACACUCUUCCCAUGAAAAGGAGCUUCAAGAGGUAUUCCAUGCCCUCUCUAAAUCGGCAGCAAGAGCUGUCUCAGUGUCCACCUCCUCCUGAGUUAACAGUACUGACUUCUUGCAAAAAUAUAAGAGAAAAUAAAACAGGUGAUCAUUAUGGCCUCAAAUUUUCUAAAGCAGGAAAUUUUGUAGAUAUGUGGAAACAGAAACCCUGUGACUUGGCUAUACCUUCAGAAGUGGAUGUGGAGAAAUAUACUAAAGAGAUAAACUCUGUCAGAUAUGAUGACUUACAAACAACACUCUGGCCAACUCAUGAGGUACAAGAUGGUUCUGUAUCUGAAUAUGAAGAGGGCAGUCAGUCCCAGGCAACAAAGCUGACCUUCAUGCAGUCGCUUAAUGACCCACUUAUCUCCGGAAAAAGAAGAUCUCGUAAAAAAGUUAGAUGUGAGAAACAAAUGCCGCCCCUCGACACCUCCAAAGAUGACCAUUCCAGUAGUUUUGUGACUGGGACAAAGAAUGACACUGGCAGGGUGGUCAUUCAAUCCGAGGAACUAGUCCAGAAGAAUGCCAAGUGUCCAGUGCAGCUGUCGCACAGCUCCAGUGCCUCAGCCAGUCUCGGGCAACCUUCUCCAGGGAGAGAACCAGAGCAGCCUAAGACUGGGUCAGAUCAGUCUUCAGUGCUGGGCAAGGGAGCCAAACAUCUACCUCCAACCAUCAAACUUUCUGUGAGUUCAGGAAAGAGCUCCUCAGGUAACAGUUUGACUUCACAGCAGGCAAGCAUCUCUCAUAAAUCUCCACCUUCUGACUCUCUUAUUAAGUCACCAAAAAUUUCCAAGAAAUCUUCUGUGGAGGUCGGUCAGGUUAUCACACUUCCUGCCACCACCCAGUCCACUGCAGGCUCAUCAAAAAAUACCCAAGUUUCAGCCAAAUCCUCUGGCCUGCACAUCACCAAAGUGGUGUGCCCAGAUCAAGGAGGCCAGGCCUCAAGGAGAGGCUCCAAACCCAUGCAGCACUCUACCACCAGGGCCAUAGCCCCUGCAAGAAUUAAGCCGAGCCAAAUGCCCAGAGUAAUCAAGCCUGGCCCCCUGGCUGAAGGUAUAGAGCUUGGUCACCAGCCAAUAGGGAUCCAAGCCAACCCCCUGCCUGGAGGAAUCAACCGUGGUCACCAGUCAACAGGGGUCAAACCCACCACCUUGUCUGGAGGAAGCAAGCUUGGUCACCAGCCAAAAUGGAUCAAACCUGGCCCCCCUCCUGGAGAAAUCAAGCUUGGUCGCAAGCCAAUAGGGAUCAGGCCCAGACCCCUGCCUGGAGGAGUCAAGCUUGAACACCAGCCAGCAGAGAUCAAUCCCAGCCUCCUGCCUGGAGGAAUUAACCUUGGCCAGCAGCCAACAGAAAACAAACCUGUACACCUACCUGCAGGAGCUCAGAGACCAAAUGUGCUGCCCUCCAUACCACCAGCUCCUUCUCAAGGAGGAGUUCAACUUAUUUUUAAAAAUGCUUCCAGUCUCAGGCCCUUAACUCUAUUCCAGAUUCCACCGGGCUCAAUCAUUUUGAACACCCAGCAGCAGGCCCAGCAGCAGCCACAGCAGCUGCAGCAGCAGUGGCUCUACCAACUGGCUCCACAGCAGCAACUCCAACAACCCAUAACUUCACACCUUCAACAGCCAGUGCCACAGGUUCCUGUACAAAGUUUAGUAAAUCAAAGUACGGCCUUAUCUGCUCCACAAGCCACAGUUAUUAACCUUAACAGAAUGGACAGCUUUAUGCAGCCCCAGGCAGUUGUGUUGUCCCAGCUGGGUUCUGUCCACAACCAAGCUGGACCCAUCCUCCCUCAGCAGAGAUUUCAGCUCUCUUCUGCUUUCCAGCCACAGCCACAGCCACAGCCUCAGCCAAUGCAGUUCGCAAUCCUGCAACACCCAGUGGCUGUGACAACAGUAGCAGCCCAAACAGCUCAGCCACAUCCACCUAGUGAGCAUACGGCAAGGCACUCAAAAGGUAAAAUGAAGAGAAGCACACCAAACACUCACUGA